Episyrphus balteatus (marmalade hoverfly) is the source of this 1811-nucleotide messenger RNA. Its product is annotated as putative inorganic phosphate cotransporter. The record is from RefSeq and is a predicted model, not a curated record. The transcript has 5 exons. Gene Ontology annotation, cellular component: plasma membrane. Gene Ontology annotation, biological process: transmembrane transport; monoatomic anion transport. NCBI's taxonomy places the organism in Eukaryota, Metazoa, Arthropoda, Insecta, Diptera, Syrphidae. The coding region runs from base 319 to 1740 and encodes 473 amino acids. Gene Ontology annotation, molecular function: transmembrane transporter activity.
UUGAAAAUCCAUCUCACAAAUAAACUAAAUUUAAACUUCUUAUUGUGUUUCAUAAGUAAAGCUUUAAAGUUAAUAUAGAAAAGAUUCGGUGGUGUACUGCAAAACCCCUUAGACAGUGGAUAGACAUUUAACACCAGUUGGACGAAUUAGAAAUAUACCAGAUACAUUGGCUCGAAUUAAGUUGGAAUUGGUUGAAUACGAUUUCAGUGUGAGUUGAGGUCUUGAACAGUGACAAUACAUCGUGAUUAAAACCUGCUAUAAAAUGUCUGAUCUAACAGUCACAGCUUGAGGAGGAAUUAAAAAUACUUGUAGCGCAUUAUGACAGCGAACAAAGGGCCAUUUCUUGGAGCCCGUCAUCUUCAAACACUUUUACUAUACCUAUCGAUUGUGGUAAAUUAUGUUUCAAGACUUAACAUUGCAGUUUCAUUGGUCGCUAUGACCGAUGCCCAAACAACAAAUCCGAACUUUCAUGAAUUCGAUUGGGAUGAAAAACAAAAAUCAUACAUUCUUAGCAGCUUCUUUUGGGGCUAUACUGUAUCACAGAUUCCCGGAGGAUAUGCAGCUAGAAGAUUUGGUGUCAAAGCAACUAUUCUAAUUGGAACAUUUACAAGUGCAAUUUUGGGACUUUCGAUACCGUUUUGUGUAUUUUGGGGAGGUUGGCAAAUCUAUUGUGUAAUUCGUCUUUUUCAAGGUUUAUGUCAGGGUAUACUUUUCCCCUGUGUUUAUCAGCAUCUUGCAAUGUGGUCACCUAUCGAAGAACGAAAUCGUCUUGGAGCGCUAAGUAAUACAGGUAUUGAAAGCGGUACAAUCAUAUCAAUGUACGUUACUGGCAUGAUUGCUGCAUCAGAUUUAGGAUGGCCGGGAAUUUCGUAUGUUUUCAGUGGAACUGGAGUGGUUUUUAGUUUAAUUUGGUUUAUAUUUGCUGAAAAUAAUCCAGCUGAUGCAAAGUUUAUAACUGCCGAAGAAAGAAAUUAUAUUCUUACUUCUCAAGCAAGUGCUGAAAAUACCCAAGAAAAGGAGAAAAGUAUUAAAGUUCCAUGGAAAGCUAUUCUAACUUCCGGUCCGUUUAUAUCACUUUUAAUAGUUCGAUCAUGUGAUAGUUGGGGUUUUGUGACAAUGCAGGCUCAAAUUCCAGCUUAUCUUCAUGGAGCUUUGAAAAUGGACAUUACCAAAAAUGCCUUCUAUUCAGCGUUGCCUUAUGUGGCGACGUUUGUGUUAGCGUUUACUUUUAUGAUAUCAGCAGACGUAAUAUUGAAAAACGGAUGGUUUUCAUUGCUAGUACUACGAAAGGUUUUCAACACGAUUGCUAUGUGGGGUCCAGCAGCUUUCUUAGUUGGUAUUGGAUUUCUUAGUGAAACCCAAACUGCCUUAGCUAUAGCUUUUAUAACUAUGAAUGUUGGUUUGGGAAGUGGUGCCAUUAUUGGGAGUUUAUUGAAUCUUAUCGAUUUAUCGCCAAAUCAUAGUGGAAUUUUAAUGGGUAUUGCUAAUACCUUGUCGAGUGUUGUUCCAGUUUUUUGUCCAAUUGUUGUUGGACUAAUUGUUAGUGAUGAGACCGAUCGAACACAAUGGCAGAUUGUGUUUUUAAUAACAGCUGCAUUAUAUUUCUUGGGUAACUUGCAGUUUUUGUUUUUUGCACAAACUGAUGCACAGCCAUGGGAUAGUGAAGAUUUUAUGACCAAAAGUGAUAAAGAACGAGGAGAUGUUAAAAUGGCGAAAACAACACCUGUGAAAGAUAGUUAGUCUUUGUUUGUGGAUCAAACUAUCUUAGAAGCUUAAGUUACAAUUUUUGUUAAGUAACAAAGUGAAUGAAA